Ordospora pajunii is the source of this 1407-nucleotide messenger RNA. Its product is annotated as DEAD/DEAH box helicase. Lineage: Eukaryota; Fungi; Microsporidia; Ordosporidae. The coding region runs from base 1 to 1407 and encodes 468 amino acids. Gene Ontology annotation, cellular component: cytoplasmic stress granule; P-body. The transcript has a single exon. The record is from RefSeq and is a predicted model, not a curated record. Gene Ontology annotation, molecular function: mRNA binding; RNA helicase activity; ATP binding. Gene Ontology annotation, biological process: cytoplasmic stress granule assembly; negative regulation of translation; P-body assembly.
AUGGCUGAAAUCAUCAGGAAGCAUAAAUUGAAUGAUAAAAGGGCGCAUGGCAAAGAAACAGAUAUGAAGAAUGAAUUUAUGCGCGCAGAGGGGAAAAACAAUGCAAACUCUCUGAUUUGCAAGGGGCUUGCAGAUCUCAGGAUUGCGAGUCCAAGGUGCGUGAAGUUAAGUAUUGAGGAAGCAAAAGAUGUGAAGAAUAGUAAGAAGGCCUGCGAAGAUAAUGCAUUUGAAGAGAAGGGGCAUGCAAUGGAAUCGCUGUCUAGGGAUGUAAGCGAAACGAAGGGCGUGUCUUGGGGAAUGUUUGGGUUGAAACCUGAGGUUCUAAAGAAGAUUGAUGAGAUGGGAUAUGCUUUUCCAUCGCCUGUUCAAGCUAAGUCGAUUCCCCAUGCACUUAAUGGAAGGUGUUUGCUGGUUAGGUCUAAGAACGGAACAGGAAAAACAGCAUCUUAUAUGAUUCCGAUUCUGAACAAUGUGGAUGUACUAGAUAAGAAUGUACAGGCGAUAAUUGUUGUUCCGAUCAGAGAGCUUGCGCUCCAGGUUGCAAGGUGUUUUAGAAAGAUGUAUGAAGGAUUGGGAAUAUUAUCAACGCCUGUUGUUGGGGGGACGAAUAUGCAAGACGACAUAAUUCGAAUAUUGAAUGGAGUUCAUGUGAUGAUUGGAACGCCAGGAAGGAUAGUUGACCUUAUUGAAAAAAAGGUUGUAAUGCUGUCGAAGAACGUAAUGCUUGUGUUUGAUGAAGCAGACAAGCUGUUGGAUGUGACUUUUGGAAGGACUAUUACACGUAUUUUGGAGCUGAUGCCUCGGAAUAGGCAAAUGAUGCUAUACUCAGCAACAUUUCCGUAUUUCAUAGCUGGAUUUAUGAAGAGAUGCAUGCAGAAUCCGUUGUGUAUUAACCUGAUGACGGAGCUUGUGCCGAUUGGGAUUAAACAGUUCUAUGUGCAUGUCAAGCCAGUGGAUAAGCUUUUGUGUUUGAAGUCGCUGUUUACGAAGACAUCGGGUGUCAAUCAGUGUGUCGUGUUCUGCAACAAUAUAAAAACAGUCGAGUUUCUUGCAAUGAAGAUAACAGAAAUGGGGAUGCCAUCGUACUUUAUACAUUCGAAGAUGGCACAGGAAGACAGGAAUGCAGUGUUCCAUAGCUUUCUGAAGGAAAAAUGUAAGAUUCUUGUUGCGACUGAUCUUAUCACGCGAGGCAUAGAUGCGCCAAGCACCAACUAUGUGAUUAACUUUGAUCUUCCAAAGACAUCAGAGUCGUAUUUGCAUAGAAUCGGAAGAGCAGGUCGGUUUGGAAGAGCGGGUGUAGCAAUCAGCUUUGUUUCUGAAGCAGACAAGGAAAUGCUUGCUGAUAUAGAAACAAAUGUGGGAAGUAUGAUAUCUCCCCUUUCAGACAGUGGACUCAGCAGAUUGUAA